CUUUCUUUUUUUCUUUCUUUCUUCCAGCCACCCGCCGUUUCUGCUGGCAAAUUUGGCUGGCAAUGAACAUGUUGUAAUACUUGGUCGAUUCGGCAGAGGGUGCCAGAGAGCGCACGACGCACCGUGGGUCACAAUCGAGGAAGAAGAAAACGACCACCCAACCCCGAAGAAGCCUUUAUUGGUGGCACCGCCUGGAAGGGAAACGAAACGAAACGGAACCGCCCGAUUUUCGACUUCGACCCGACGCGGUUUGCGGCAGCGGCGGCGGCAUCGUCCGUGAACCGGGCUUCGCUCCUUGAUGACGUAUUACGCGCGACUCCUCGCGAACGGACUUUGAUCGCCCCUACGCCAAAUCUCCCACGUCGGUCGGCGUUUGCGCAUGCGGGCGCCGGCGGAAAGGCGUUAAUCCGCCGCCGAGUACCCCCGCCAACCCCCCCCCCCCCCAUUCUUCCUCUGGGCAAGGCCUAGCAUGAGCUCGCGCGAGUAAAAGCCCCCAAACGCGAGCUGACAUCAUGGCGACGGGCGUCGUCAAGGCAUUUGUCGAGACGUGUAAUUAUCUCCAGGACCCCCGCCUGGUGGCGAGGUUCCAACGCCUCUGCGGGGUCCGGGGCACGUUUCCGGAGAAGGCGAGCGAGCCGCAAGACGACGGCGGUGACGACCGGCGCCCCGACCUCUGGAAGCGGAGCAACGGGGCGGCCGCGCACGCCAACGGGAAGCCCGGCGAGGCGGAGGACGACGACGACGACGGCGGCCAAGACGACGACGCCUCCGCCCGGGCCAAGCCCCUCCGCAGAAACUCGCUGACCGGCGACGUGGGCCAGGAGUUCCUGAUCCACAACAAGUUCCUCUUCUAUCUGUUCACCUUCGGCACGGAGCUGGGCAACGAGAUGUUCUUCAUCGUCUUCUUCCCGUUCCUCUAUUGGAACGUGGACGCGCUGGUCAGCCGCCGGCUCAUCGUGGUCUGGGCCUGGAACUUGAUGGUGGGCCAGUCCACCAAGGACAUGGUGCGCUGGUCGCGGCCGGCCUCGCCCCCCGUGGUCAAGGUGGAGGUCUUCUACAACUCCGAGUACAGCAUGCCCUCCACGCACGCCAUGACGGGCACCGCCAUCCCCUUCUGCCUCUUCAUGCUCACGUUUGGACGCUGGCAGUACCCGUUCCUGUUGGGGUUGUGCGUGGCGCUGUGCUGGAGCCUGCUGGUGUGCGUGAGCAGAGUCUACAUGGGCAUGCAUUCGGUUCUGGAAGUGAUCUGCGGCUUCCUGUACAGCCUCCUGGUCCUGGCCUUCUUCCAGCAAACGCUGGACAAGAUCGACGACUUCUACAUGAGGCACGCCUACGCGCCGCUGGUCAUCGUGGUGUCGCACGUGAGCCUGGGGCUGGCGGCCUUCUCGCUGGACUCGUGGAGCACCUCCCGCGGCGACACGGCCCAGGCGCUGGGAACGGGGGCCGGCGCCGCUCUGGCCACCCACGCCAACUACCGGCUGGGCCUGAUGGCCGACCCGCCGGCGUCCUCGCUGCCGCUGGCCGUGCCCCCGCCGGGCGCCGGGCCGGCGGCCCGCGCCCUGCUGCGCUUCGCCCUCGGCGUGGCCGUCCUCCUGCUCACCCGGAUGCUCAUGAAGGCGGCCGUCAUCCCCCCGCUGUGCCGGCUGGCGGGGCUCCCCGCCGACGACGUGCGGCGGGCCAGGCAGCGCGUGGCCGUGGAGCUGCCGUACCGCUACAUCGUCUACAGCGCGGUGGGCUUCACGUGCGUGUGCGUGGUCCCGCUUCUCUUCAGGCUGCUGAACCUGGCCUAAACCCGACAGGCCCGCCUGCGCCGUAGAGGGUGAAUGCUACGCAAGCGUACUGCUCUUAUGCCGGAAGAGAAAAGGGGGGUGUCGCAAAGUGACGUGGUCGACUCACGUGGUGACGCCGCUGUCAAUUACAAGUGCCGAAAACGGCUUCAACAAUAAUCGAAGACGGCAAACUGGAGGCUAGCAAGCACUUGACAACACACCGGAGGAGAAAGGAGACGCCGCAAACGCACCGCUGGGUAUUUUUCUGCCAUUUGUUGAAAGUGUCCAAAAGAUCCCCCCCGCCCCUCCGGUGACAUCCAACGUCCACUUUGUUUCAUUUGAUCCUUCUCUCCAAUUGUGUUUAUUGUACUUUAAAACCAAUGUUUAUCGCCAUCACUUUGCUCUGAAGAAUAAACCAAACGAUGAAUCGCG
This is a messenger RNA of Hippocampus zosterae (dwarf seahorse), 2201 nucleotides long. Its product is annotated as sphingosine-1-phosphate phosphatase 1-like. Gene Ontology annotation, biological process: phospholipid dephosphorylation; sphingosine metabolic process. Gene Ontology annotation, cellular component: endoplasmic reticulum membrane. Lineage: Eukaryota; Metazoa; Chordata; Actinopteri; Syngnathiformes; Syngnathidae. Gene Ontology annotation, molecular function: sphingosine-1-phosphate phosphatase activity. The record is from RefSeq and is a predicted model, not a curated record. The coding region runs from base 513 to 1790 and encodes 425 amino acids. The transcript has 3 exons.